Dunckerocampus dactyliophorus (ringed pipefish) is the source of this 7746-nucleotide messenger RNA. RefSeq names its product cholecystokinin B receptor b (gene cckbrb). Gene Ontology annotation, molecular function: neuropeptide receptor activity; gastrin receptor activity. Gene Ontology annotation, cellular component: membrane. The coding region runs from base 231 to 1559 and encodes 442 amino acids. Lineage: Eukaryota; Metazoa; Chordata; Actinopteri; Syngnathiformes; Syngnathidae. Gene Ontology annotation, biological process: neuropeptide signaling pathway. The transcript has 5 exons. The record is from RefSeq and is a predicted model, not a curated record.
AAGUAUCAUACCGCUGUGAGAUUCGCUUUGUAAAAACACAGCACUUUUUGCGGGGCUCUUCCUCUCAUUUUCAUGCACAAAAGAACUUUUCUCAUUGAAGAAGUUGGGAAAAUUAAGAACCGUGGAUGCAAACGUGCACAUCGCCACAAUGCGGGCUGCGAGGAUAUUUCACAAAUAAGGCGCGCGAUCUUAACUUUCAGCAACACUAGGGACAAGUUCGGGGAAGAAUUAUGGAUUUGUUUGGGGCAAACGAGACGUCCCCCGAGUGUGCAGGGGCGCGCGUGUUUGCGGCACAAGACGGCAGCUCGGAGACGUCCAACCUGAGCUGCAGCAACAUCUCCACACCGUUCACACCUCGCAGUGUGCGGCCAGGAGAAGAUGACCACACGCUGAGGAUCCUUCUGUACGCCCUCAUCUUCGUCCUGAGCGUGUUCGGGAACCUGCUGAUCAUCCUGGUGCUGACGGCCAACAAGCGCAUGCGGACCGUCACCAACACCUUCCUGCUGUCGCUGGCUGUCAGCGACCUGAUGAUGGCCGUCUUCUGCAUUCCCUUCACUCUCAUCCCCAGCAUCCUCAAGGAUUUCAUCUUCGGUGCCAUCAUGUGCAAGAUAGUGUCCUACCUGAUGGGUAUAUCAGUGAGCAUCUCUACGUUCAGCCUGGUCGCCAUAGCGAUUGAGCGCUACAGCGCCAUCUGUAACCCGCUGAAGUCAAGGGUGUGGCAGACCCGCUCCCAUGCUUACCGGGUGAUUGCGGCAACAUGGCUGCUGGCCCUCAUCAUCAUGAUUCCUUAUCCGGUGGUCAGUCACCUGGACUCCUUUCAGCGCCCCGACAACACCACCGCCCACCAGUGUCGCCGCAAGUGGCCCGUCGCCAUGGCCGAGCAGACCUGGUACAUUCUGCUGCUGCUUGUGCUAUUUGCGAUUCCGGGGGUGGUGAUGAGUGUGGCCUACGGACUCAUCUCCAGGGAACUUUACCGAGGUAUCCAGUUUGAGAUGGGACACAAAAAAGACUCUACAGAUGUGAAGAAUGGCUUGACUCCGGCUGCGUCCAAUGGCAGCGACGAUGGCGAUGGCUGCUAUGUCAAUGUCCAGCGUCCCUACGCGUUGGAAAUGUCGGCAAUGUCUGCCUCUGUCAAGACUCCCAAGGCGGACCGACCACGCAGAAACACAUCGGAGGCAAAGCUCGAGGCGAAGAAGCGAGUCAUCCGCAUGCUGGUGGUCAUUGUGGUCCUGUUCUUUCUGUGCUGGAUGCCACUGUACUGUGCCAACACGUGGCGAGCUUUCGAUGACAGAUCAGCCAAAAAAGCCCUCUCGGGAACGCCCAUUGCUUUUAUCCAUUUGCUCAGCUACACCUCCGCCUGUGUCAACCCCAUCAUCUACUGUUUCAUGAACACCCGUUUCCGGAAGGCUCUGUUCGCCACGUUUUCCUGCUGCUUCGCCCCUUGCCGUCGCCACCGCCGCCGCCGCGGGUUGCGGGACAAUGAGGAUGACGUUAUGGCCAUGGGACCGUCCAUGUCCAAGUUCAGUUACACUACAGUCAGCACCAUGGGAACCUGCUGAGGCUGACUGAGGUGGUCCCAAGUUUGGCAAACACAGCACAGAACAUCUGCUGUGUUUAGGCCAAAGGGAUGAAAUUGUAGCACUAGCAGCAUAGAAGCUUAAUUAAACCCACGAUUGUGACAAACAAUAGCUGGUCUUAUGACGUAAUUACCUCCAUUGCGAUAUAAAAACACAGUAUAGGUAUCAAGAUGAUCAACUCUUGCUAACCUAGUAGUCAUUGAAUGAAAAAUAUAACUGUGCAAUUGUUAUUAUAUUUGUAUUAUUUCAUUUAUUUAAUUCCACACAUUUCACUCAGUUGUUUAUGGAUAUGAUUGUGACUGAUGUUAAUUCAGCUGCCUUGUGUAUUCUGUAUAAGUGCCUGCUUGUUGUUGUUAUGCCAUGUUCAAUGGUAACAGCAUCACAGUACAGAACAGUUAAAAUAUUAAAACGCCGCGAAGACAUGGUGAAUCAUAAGAAAUUUGAAGUAACUGAUCUAAAUGUGUGGUCUGCAGUGAUCAGUGAGGCUGCCAAGUGUUAACAAUCACAAACCAGCACCUCUGCAAGCAGCUCAAUGAUAAAUAUUCAACAAAUACAUAACUAAAAAUGAAGGCUGUCAAAAAUAACCUUUUAACGGCGGUAACUAAUUUAUUUCAUUAAUUACGUUCAUUUUUUUUUUCCAGAAUUAAUGCAUGCGCAUCAUGGCAAGCCACACCGCUCUGUUAUGAUGGCAGAUGGAGUCACACCGUAGCGUCCACACAGCGUCACACAGAGUCUGAUGCUCUUUUAUAACUUUGUUCUCUCGUGGACACAUAAACAGUAGUGCAAUUCCAACACUAUAUACUGUAUGUAUCGCCAACUCGCUCGUCCGUCUAACCGUGUGUCCUGUUAGGCAAACUGAUUUUCAGACGUGUAUGUCUUUUGACUCAGUCCUUUAUCUUUCUGUUAAUAAAAUACUGUAAAAAUGGGCAUAUUUCACACAUACUUGCAAACGGUGAUUAAUCAUGAUUAAUGAAAGUGAAAACUGAUUAAUCUGAUUAAUCUCAUUAAUUAUUUCACAGCCCUACUACAAAUAUAACUAUAUGCAUAAGUUGUAGACAGACAUCAAUUAAUCAGAGUAUGGGUGUCCAAACUUUUUCCACCGAGGCGCCGCAUGCUGAAAAUCAAAGGCUACGGGGGGCCAUAUUGAUAUUUCUACGUAUUUUUUAAUGUUUAAAAAUUAUUAUUUUGUAUAAUUUCUUUUCCAUUCCAUUCCAUUCCAUUCCAUUUUCCUCCACUUAUCCGAGUCCGGGUCGCGGGGGCAGCAGUCUUAGUAGGGAAGCCCAGACUUCCUGGUCCCCGACCACCUCCUCCAGCUCCUGGGAACGCCUUGGCGUCCUCCAGCUUGGAGGACACCAAGGUGUUCCCAAGCCAGCUGUGAGACAUAAUCCCUCCAGCGUGUCCUAGGUCUUCCCCGGGGCCUUCUCCCGGCUGGGCAUGCCCGAAACGUCCGGGAGGCAUCCGUACUAGAUGCCCGAGCCACCUCAGCUGGCUCCUCUCGAUAUGAAGGAGCAGCGGCUCUACUCUGAGCUCCUCCCGGAUGACCGAGCUCCUCACCCUAUCUCUGAGGGUGAGUCCCGCCACCCUACGAAGAAAACUCAUUUCAGCCGCUUAUAUCCGCGAUCUCGUUCUUUCGGUUCUUAGUUAGUAGUAUCAACAUUUCACCUUCUUCUCUUUACAUUUUUUGCCCGAUGUUUCCCGUUUUUGCUGUGUUUUUUGGUUUAAUUUUAUUUGUACAAUUUGCCACGGGCCAAUACAAAAUAAGCUGUGGGCCGCAAAUGCCCCCCGGGACACACUUUGGACACUCCUGCUUUAGACAGUAAACUCAGUGCGACUGAAUCAACAGCAUCACUGCUGGUUGCAGCCAAGUCGUGUACCGUACUCCAUUUUGCCUCAAUGGCUUCAAGACGUGAUCAGCGAUCAAUUCAUCUAUAGUCCAUCAGUCACAAAGUUCAAGGUUCACAGCAAGGUCAAUGUUUGACUUGUAUGCAACUGAUGAUCAACCAAAUUAUGGAUAUGAUGUAUUCACUUAUAGUCACGACAAUUUUGGUGGUAUUGGAGGGGUAAUCUGUAAUGGGGUUAUGGACUGAUUAGGAAUGUAGCCUUCGGAACGGCACAUUAGGAGCAUCUAAUGAGUUUUUUUUCUUUUUUUGGAACAGCGAGUUGGCAGCAGCCUUGAAUAUUUAACAGUGGUACCGAGGGUAUCAUGUAAUUAGUUGUAAAUAAGUUCGGGGCGUUUUAGGGACUUCAUGUCCCUGCAGAACUAACAUGCGAGCUUCAUCAUUACAGCCAGGCUUCUCGCUUGUAGGGUCUACAAGUAUUAUGUCUAAUUGCGAAAGCAGAUAGAUGCUGGUUUCUAUAUGCAUAUAAAUACAUUAAUGUCACACGGGGCCAGUAUGAGUCACAGUUUAUUAAGGUCACUCUGAUCCAAGAUCUCUGUUGUACAUAUAGGAUGAAGUAUAGCAGCAUAGAAAUGCAAUAUCGACUGUGUUUAUGAGUGACACUUCAGUUUGGUUUUUUUUCUCCCAGAGAGCUUUUGGGAGACUAAUUUCCCUGCGGUGUCCCAAAGGUUGUGUGAUGCCAACACCCACCCUGGCUCAUCCACUUGCCGCUCACACUGACAUCAGCUUAUUAAAUUUGUUAAAUAGUUGCCACUCAUUUGCUCUUUUUCUUCUUGAGUAAUUCAUACUGAGCCUGGAUGUGAUGUGCAAGCAAUCUCAUUGGGUCUUCUUCCUCAAAACGACCAUGAAAAUGUGUUGGGAUGGACAUUUCUGUAAAAGAACUUUAGAAAUGUAAUUUCAAUUUAGUUCGUUUUAGUUACAACCAACUUUGUACUGCUGCUCCCCUAUUGGCUACAUGGUGAGAAGGUGAGCGCUUUUCAUUUCUCAAAUAGCUUCAAGAACCAAUUAACUGACAGACUGUGCGUGUACCUUUCUACACGUUUCAUUUUUAUGAUGGUAUAUUUCCAUCCCUUAUUAAUAGGGAUGUCCGAUAAUAUCGGCCCCCCGAUGUUGGCAUAAAAUUGUAAUAUUGGUCAAUGUCGGUAUGGAGUGUUUUCGCUACAAUGAAAAACGAUUUUAAAAAAUGAUGCAUAUAGGCUCACGUAUUUUCCGGCACGCAAAUGAUGACCUCAUCAAACCGCGUCUGCGUGUAAACAACCGUGGGUGGCUAGUAACAAGCUAGCUCCCUCCCGACUAACGUUAUGUCUGUGGUGUCUCCUGCAGAUAUUAAACUGAGGUUUGCAGUGACUGCAAAGCAUUGGUUAUGCGUGGUGGAACCAAGACUUCUUUCCUCAAUACUUCCAAUUCCCAUGGCAAAAGCCAUCAAUCGGGAAUUCAUGGAGUGUAUCGCACUGGAUAAUCAGCCCUUUUCCAUUGUGCAAGACGCCGGAUUCACUAAACUUGUGGACUUCCUCGAGCCACGCUUUGCUAUGCCCAAUCGCAAGUAUUCUCAGAUGUUUGCUUACAGUUGUACAAUGUUGUUUACAGCCACGUCAAGAAGCUAAUAGCUGAUGCUGUAUCCAUUAGCUUCACAACAGAUAUGUGUUAAUUCCACGACAGGAGAUAUGUGAUGUUACACAUAUCCGUAUCAGUUGAUAUCGGAAUUGUAAAUUGAGUGUUGGACAGUAUCAGCAGAUUGGAUAUCGGCAAAAAAACCAAUAUCGGACAUCCCUACUUAUUAUUUCAAAUGGAGAAAGUCAAUUGGAAAAAAGAAAUCAGAGCUGGAAAAGCCUCUUGGAAUGGUUUGAUACCAUGAUUGUGUUCAAUUUCCGAGGGUCCACUGCAGAUGGGAUUUGACAAGAGUGAACCACAACAGCAAAGAUGCCUCUGCGAGGACUCAAUGGCAUACAAUGAUAAAACGGUCUUCGUGGAGGGAUACAGUAGUAGGCUUCAGCAUGCUCCUCACGUGCUAAUCUGCCAUGUAUGGCUGAGACAAUGAGUUGGCCUUUUCAGGGUCCUCACUCAGUCUUGCCAUUAUUAUGCUGCUGGUUAAACCCGCCUUUCGUCCUCCCUGUGCAGACCUCACGUGAUUGAUUUCUCGCUCCAAUGCUCGAGCUCCCGAUCACCAUGCUUGAUGAGGACAUUUCUUCCUUUUAGCAUUGUUUGUGCCCAUUUCUUGGCCAUAUUGGAAAGUGUUGCUGACACAUAGACAAAUGGAGCAGGUGCGCUUUGGGGAAAUGUUGCAAGUGAAUGAUGACGGUGCUGUCUGCAAGACGUACACUCGAAGUGGGCAAAAGCAGAAGGAGAACUGCAGUCUGGAUGGGGUUUUUGCAUUAACAUCUGGCGCAGAAAAACCUUAACUAUGAUCCCCUUAAAUGCAUACAGCACUAAAAUAAUUUUAUGGUUUGGGGUCCUCUGAGGAGCAAAUGACGUUCCAUCGGAACUGCCAAAUGUGAGACAGAAUCUUGGCAUUUUGAAGUUGGAUUAAUUUUUGGAUUACUGAGAGAGCAAUUGCAAGAAGCACACCUGUUUUGAGUUAAACUGAACAAAAUAGCGCUCAGAAAAGAGACACUGCACAGGACAGGAAAACAACCCCCAGAAUUCAGUCAGGCUUGCACCAGAGGAGUAGAAAAAAAACAUGUUUGUUGUUUUUACACUCCUAUUCCUGAUGGUAACAACAAGAGAAUGAUAAUUCAGCAAUUGUGCAGUAGUUAAAACAGGCCGGGUGUUUUUGUCCCCCCUUUACUGCGGCACAGGGAGAGAAUAUAAAACAGCAACAAGAGGAUUUUUUUGCUCACCCCAAACACAUUUUCCUCUCACAGUUUCGGGACUAAAAAAUCAUUUGUUAGCUCUGUAGUUUAAAAAUAUGUUUUUCCUUAUUUUUCUCAAGCUGCUGCAGCUUCUGUUAAGUAAAUACAAUAUACUUUUUUCAUGCUUUGUGAGAGACAAAAUUAGAAGAUUCACAACAAUUACUGUUGUUUUGAUCUUUUUUUUUAGUUUGAUGUCUGAGGAGCGUCGAAACUACGCACCACUAAUUGUACAAUCAGUUUUUUAAAAUUUUGUCCUUAAUUUUUUGCCAUUUUAUCAUGAAAAGGAAUAAGACAACUCCGAUGAGUAUGAUGGGCCUAAAAAUAUUGUAAUAUUUAAAUUUUUUUGUGACAUGCAAAGCCAACAUGUUAUGAACUCCUGUUCCAAUGUGAGUGAUUUAUUGAGCAGUAUAACACCAGAAAAAAUGUAUAUAGUACUUCAGACAUAUGAUAUGUACAGUAUGUGGCGUGUCGUAAUGUUUUGGUGGACUAUGAGGAUUAAAGGCUGUGUCUUGUGAGAGUCAAGCAUCUGGCCAUUGUUUAACUAGUACUCAAGUACACUGUCUCCCGGGCGGAUUAGUGUAGCGAGCUUGCGGCAAAUGUCAACAUCAAUAUAACGGCGACAUAAGAGCUUGUGGCUCAUGCACAAACAAAGUGAAUUUCAGCUCAUCUGUGUUUUUGUCCAUAUAAAUACGGCACUGCUUUACACUGAAAUGUAAUGUGGAGUAACUCUUGCUUGUUUGUCUGUAAAGGAAGUGUUUCAUCAUACGUCCUUAUAGUUUGCCAUGUUUCUGAGCAGCUUGUGGCCGCCGAAGGCUACAUGAAGAAGAGGACUGAAGAGUUAGGGAAGCAUACAAAGACACUAUUAGUGCCACAUGAGCUGUUCAUUUGCCAGGCUGCCCUUGCAUUAAAUGUCGUUUGAUUGAACGCUACUUGUAUUUUCAAUGUGAGCGUCCCUAAUGUAUUGACAUGGGUCAGUGUUGUCCGACAAACUGGCUUCAGGCUUUGGCUGAUCCCGUCGCAUCAUGACAACACAACAGUGAUUACUGUGACUGUUGUGCUGCAGUGUGCUGUCCUCAAAUGCUCAAACCAUCCUUGUGCAACUGUAAGGCCUUACUUACUGUAUGUGUUUUCUUAUGUGCUUUGAUUAUUAACUUGAGCAUUAUCUGACCUUACGUGGAGGAGGCUCAACAAGUCUACCUCUGUUGUGCGAGUACAGAAAGGAAAACAUUUGGCAUAUCGAAAGUGUGUGUACUCCUGUUGAUUGAGAAAUUGAGAAUAUGAUUGUACAAUUGGUUGCUUUCUGUGUAGUAUUGAAAAUAAAGUUUCAGUAAACUGUCAUCAGCCUCUUUUAUCCAUAUUUUGAAGAUUGACAAAGUCAAAGUGGAGGUUUUUAAGAUUAUUCUUGACGUAAUCUCUUAAAAA